Messenger RNA from Trichoderma breve, 1221 nucleotides. Its product is annotated as saccharopine dehydrogenase NADP binding domain-containing protein. Gene Ontology annotation, biological process: glycolipid biosynthetic process. Bases 1 to 1221 code for a protein of 406 amino acids. Lineage: Eukaryota; Fungi; Ascomycota; Sordariomycetes; Hypocreales; Hypocreaceae. Gene Ontology annotation, cellular component: lipid droplet; plasma membrane; mitochondrion. The record is from RefSeq and is a predicted model, not a curated record. The transcript has 6 exons.
AUGCCAUUCAAAGAGCACGAUCGCCAGUAUGAUUUGGUUGUCUUUGGAGCCACGGGAUAUACCGGUCGCCUGGCGGCUGAGUACAUUACUGCCAACUUCCCAGUCAAUCUGAAAUGGGCCAUUGCUGGUCGUUCUGAGUCAAAGCUCCAAGCAAUCGUUGAUGAUUGCAAGAAGCUGAACUCGGACAGGAAUCCUCCAGCAAUUGAGACGGCGGGAGUGGAUAGCUACGACGAAAUGAGUGCGCUGGCGAACAAGACAUUUGUCAUGAUUACGACUGUCGGCCCGUAUACCGCUCAUGGAGAGUAUGCAGUGAAAGCAUGCGCUGAAGCCGGUACACAUUACUUUGAUGUAACCGGUGAGACGCCAUGGGUCUAUAGAAUGAUUAAGAAGUAUGAAAAGACUGCUAAAGAGAGCGGUGCUAUUCUCAUCCCCCAGAUGGGAUUGGAGUCUGCUCCAGCAGAUCUGUGCACCUGGUCUUUGGCUCAAACACUCCGGAAGCAGCUGAGUGCUAAGACAAGAGAUGUUAUUAUUUCGAUUUACAAUCUGCGAGCGGCUCCCUCUGGAGGCACCGUUUCAACUGUUCUCACCAUCUUCGAUCAUUUCACCCUGAGUGAGCUGGCAGAGUCUGGAAAACCAUUUGCUCUAUCCCCUAUAUUUGGCGUCCACUAUGUGCCUAAUCUUGGGACCGUCACCACGGCCUUUACUAGUUCUGCCGACCAAGGAUUAGUAGAACGCUCAUGGGGACUUUUAUCAGAGAUCCCUAGCCGGAAGGACGAGUUCUACGGGCCAAAUUUCCAUUGGGCAGAAUGCUACAGGCCUCGCAAUUGGCUGUAUGGAGUCAUCGUCCAUUGGAUAAUCGUCAUUGGCGUGUUUCUCAUUGCUACUGGAAAACCUGUCAGGACACUGUUCCGAAAUUUUGUUCCGGCACCGGGUACAGGACCCUCCAAGGGUGAAAUGGAGAAAGAGGAGGUUGAAUGGCGUGGCAUUGCAAAUCCUGAUACGGAGUUGCCUGCUGAUAGGCAAGCCUUUUGCCGAGCUUGGUAUUAUGGUAGCAUGUACUCGUUGACGGCAAUGUUAUGUUCCGAGGCUGCUCGAACAGUCUUGGAGGAUGAUCUUGAGCUCGAUGGAGGCUUCUAUACACCGUGUUGUCUUGGGCAGGGCAUUGUUGACCGAGCUCAUAACGGAGGCUUCAAGAUGGAGACGCGAAUCCAGUACAAAUGA